GGCCAUCUCCAGACCAAUUGAGCGUGUACACCACAAGAGUGCCGUGUUUUUGUCUUGCCGGACGGACGGACUGCAAGAUGGUCGAUUAAUUAAUAUAUUUGUAUAUUGUAAAAAAUGGCAUACCGACGUUUACCGAAGCGGGAUUUUGCCAAUACGGCCUAACUUUCACGAUUACCAAGCGAUCAUUGUAGUGUUGUGUUGUGUUGUUUGGAAGGUGCGGUGUGUAAGGAGCCGUAGUACCGCCGCCCGCUCGGAGUCAGCCAGGCGACGUGAUUCGUGUCCGGCAGAACCGCUGAUACCCCAUGGAGACCCUCGCCAACCGUCACCCAACACAUUUGAUCGGCAGCCGCUCCACGAACAAGAGUUUCCCGGGCCCAGAACCCCAUAUACAGUAUCACAUCUGUCGCUGCAGUAGCAACAUGCUUCUGAAAAUUGAGAACACACUACUCCAGAGCCAUCGUCAAAGAGAAACCACUGGGAUCAAGAAAUUGUACAAUUCCUUCUUCGUCCUCUUCUAA
Galleria mellonella (greater wax moth) is the source of this 518-nucleotide messenger RNA. RefSeq lists its product as uncharacterized. The transcript is spliced from 2 exons. The record is from RefSeq and is a predicted model, not a curated record. NCBI's taxonomy places the organism in Eukaryota, Metazoa, Arthropoda, Insecta, Lepidoptera, Pyralidae. The coding region runs from base 303 to 518 and encodes 71 amino acids.